CUCCAGAAUCUCUUGCUGGUCUCCAGGAACAUUAUUCUAAUCUGUGUUUGGAAAAAUCCCAGAAAGUUAAUCCUUUUAUAUUGCAUAUACUUCAAGAAGUGGAUGAAGAAAUUAAAAAGGGACUGAAAAAAGCAAUCACAUUAAAUAUUGCUGGUAACAAUCGUUUAAUCCCAGUAGAAAGAAUAACAGAUGAAGAUUUUUGCAUUCUUUCCAAAAUUUUACAGAAUCAUCCAUAUAUUCAUGGUUUGGAUGUUAGGUAUAACCUCAUAAGUGAUGCUGGUGCAUACUAUGCUGCAGAAUUGCUCGAGACACAACUUUAUCUCAUUUACUUAAACCUGAUGUUUAAUGCUAUUCGGCCUGAAGGUGCAGAAUUGAUUGCUAGAGCACUACAUAAGAAUACAACUCUGAAGUACUUAAGGAUGACUGGAAAUAAAAUUGAAAAUAAAGGUGGUAUGUUUUUUGCUUCAAUGCUGCAGAUUAAUUCAUCCUUAGAGAAAUUAGAUCUGGGUGACUGUGAUCUGGGAAUGCAAAGUGUGAUAGCAUUUGCUACAGUACUAACUCAAAACCAAGCAGUUAAGGGAAUAAACCUGAACCGACCUAUAAUGUACGGUGAACAGGAAGAAUCUACAGCCCACUUAGGCCAUAUGUUGAAAGAAAAUCACUGCCUUCUUGAACUACACAUGUGUAAACAUGGUAUAAAAAAUUAUGGUAUACAACAGUUAUGUGAUGCAUUGUAUCUGAACAGCAGCCUACGCUACCUUGGUAUCAGCUGCAAUAAAAUCACUCAUGAUGGAAUGAUACAUUUGGCUGCUGUACUGAAAAGCAAUACUACCCUGGAAGUGAUAGAUCUUUCUUUUAACAGAAUAGAAAAUGCAGGAGCAAAUUAUCUCAGUGAAACUCUUACUUCACACAACAGGAGUCUUAAAGCAUUGUCAGUAGUCAGCAACAAUAUAGAGGGAGAAGGUCUUGUUGCACUAUCACAGUCAAUGGAAACAAAUCCUGUAUUAUCUAAUAUCUACAUCUGGGGAAACAAAUUUGAUGAGGCUACAUGUGUGGCAUAUUCAGACUUAAUUCAAAAGGGCCGUCUAAAACCAGACAAUACAGAUGUGGAGCCAUUUGUGGUGGAUGGAUGUGUAUAUCUUGCAGAAGUCUCCAAUGGCCUUAAAAGGCAUUAUUACUGGACACCAACUUAUGGAGAUGCUUACGGCCACUCAUCCAAUGCAGGUUUUGCUCUUGUUCCAGUAGGUCAGCAUCUAUGAAAAACAAGCCCUAAAAUAGUUUUCAUGCAUUUGUCUUAUUGCUUUUAAAGCCUAUUUGUUUUCUUUCAUAAAUUAGAAUGUGUAAAACUUUGUGUAGCUGUUCAUUGUGAAAAACUAAUUUUUUGAGAAGAUAUUUUACAAUGUAAAGACUAAAAUUUUAACCCUGAAGAAACCAGGGAAUAUACUAAUUUUUUUCAAUACGGAAAUAUAACC
This is a messenger RNA of Castor canadensis (American beaver), 1472 nucleotides long. Lineage: Eukaryota; Metazoa; Chordata; Mammalia; Rodentia; Castoridae. The record is from RefSeq and is a predicted model, not a curated record.